AUGGCGAUCGGAGAAAUCUUUAAGGAAAUCGAAGUAGUCGAGCUAACUUUGAAUGAUGAUAAAAGUAUAUAGGACAAUAUUGAAAUUGAAAAAUUUGAGUCAACAUUAACAAUUAAUGAUUCAGUAUAUUUAGACUUUUUUUUUGUGUUCUCAGGAAAAUGUUAACUAAUAUUUGAAGUUACAAAAAUAUUUGAUCCAAAUUAGACUGAUGAUGAUAUAAAAAUGAUGACCAAAGAAGAAGAGGAAAGGAAAGAUUAGAUUCAAAUUCUUUAAAGACUUGGCACUAGACUUAACAAAUUACUUAUAAAGCCUUACUUUUAGACUGAAACCUUUGAGGAGGACUAAAAGUAAUCACUUAAAAAAGAAGAUGAGGAGAUAAUGAAAAUUGUUACUUAAUAUCUGAAGGAUCCUGAUAAUGAAUCUGAUAAAUUUAAAGCAUAUUCAACAAUAUCUAAAAACUAAACAAUCAGUGAUAUUACUAUUAAUAUAGUAAGACCUAAUUAUAUGGAGUACUACAAAAAGAUAUAUGAUCUUGUUACCUAAUAAUUAUCAGAGACUCCCUUAGCCAAGUAUCCGCGUAAAGUUAACAAGUUUGAUGAUAGAUUACGAUAGAUUAUUACAAUAGAGAAGAAAAGUGUCCUAUUAAGACUGCCUUAUAAAAAGAUGAUAAGGAUAAUUAAGUCUUUUUGGGCUAAUUACAAUCAGUUUGCAGAUUUGUUAUAUAAUCAUGUUCCAUUACUGGUUAAUUACACUCUAAAGUAGAAGUAAAGAAUGAUUUAAACGUUUUAAGAGGAAAAUUUUUCUCCAAACUAGCCGCUCUUUUUAGAAAAUACUUAACUCUAAUAUGUUUAUCUUAUAGCAUAAGGACAGAUAAAACUAACUACUACCUCUAACCCAUAUACCUAAAAAUAUAAUAAAAUACUGAAACUUAAUGAGAAAUCUGAGAAGCUACUUUUAAAAAAUAGUGCUGGUUUAGGUAAUUUAUCCAGAACUACAGUAGAGAAUAAUAUUGGUUUGGUCUAAUAAGGGUAAUGGCUUGGUGAGGAAUUUGUAUUAAUGAAGCUACCGCUAUUAUAUACAGCCAUUGCAGUAAGUGAUGUUAAAGUUCUGAAAGUAUUAGUUUCAGAUUUUUAACAUAAAUUUACUCCAGAAGUUCAUCAACUAAUGCAAGUAAAGACAAUGGAAAAAUUAGACUGGAUAAGAGAAAGAUUAGAGACAUGUCAUAAGAUAAGAAAGGAGAUUCAAGCAAUGGAUCCCCUUACCAAUACAUUUGAAAAGACAUUUGAUCAUGUAAAGAAUACAUAUCCAGUCUCAAAUACUUAAACCAUUCAUAAUAUUAGGAAAGCUAUAAUGAAACAAAGCAGUAAUAAUCCAAAUCUAGUAAUGUUUACUACAAGUUAAAGAAUAGAGAAAAUCAGAGAAAAUGAGGAACAAUCUAAAGGAGAAUAAUCCUUUAAAUCUCACAUUAGGUAGUAAGAGAAUAUUAAAAAGCUAAAGCUCAAAUUAGCCAGAGCUCUUCGAAGAACUCUUGGAAAAAAACCAGAUAGUCAGCAUGAAAAUUUCAAAUCCAUUAUAAAAUCUGAUGACAAGUUAAGCAUGUCAAAAGUUGUGCUGCCAGAUUUAAAUAAAUCUUAAUCGAACAUUAUUAACAACAGUUUAAUGGAGGGUGAAGACAUGUUCAAUAUUUCAACAUAAAGAGAUCAAUAGUCUUUUACCGAGAUUAAAGUGAAUGUAUAAGUUAAUUAGCGCCCUUUGAAGCAGAUAACUGAUUUCAGUGAUUAUUAAGUUGCCAUUAGAAAUCGCCACAAUGAGUAAUUUACAUUAGACUAUUAUCACACCUACUACAAAAAUAAAUACAGAAAGAGAGUCGAUAACAAUCAAUCCUUAGUUCAAGGAUAGACAAUGGACUAAGCUUGA
Stylonychia lemnae is the source of this 1917-nucleotide messenger RNA. The record is from the annotation of a GenBank genome assembly. NCBI's taxonomy places the organism in Eukaryota, Ciliophora, Spirotrichea, Sporadotrichida, Oxytrichidae.